Messenger RNA from Parus major (Great Tit), 1028 nucleotides. It is a transcript of the gene MAP1LC3C, whose product is annotated as microtubule associated protein 1 light chain 3 gamma. Gene Ontology annotation, biological process: autophagosome assembly; cellular response to nitrogen starvation; autophagy of mitochondrion. The transcript has 4 exons. The record is from RefSeq and is a predicted model, not a curated record. Gene Ontology annotation, molecular function: ubiquitin protein ligase binding. Gene Ontology annotation, cellular component: autophagosome membrane; cytosol; autophagosome. The coding region runs from base 177 to 413 and encodes 78 amino acids. Lineage: Eukaryota; Metazoa; Chordata; Aves; Passeriformes; Paridae.
CGCAGCCGGACCGGCCCUUCAAGCUCAGGAAGAGCCUCGCCACCCGGCGGGAAGAAGUAGCAGGGAUCCGAGCCAAGUUCCCGACGAAAAUCCCGGUAAUUGUUGAGAGAUACCAUAAAGAGAAAUACCUUCCUCUCUUGGACAAAACCAAGUUUCUGGUUCCCGAGGAGCUGACCAUGGCACAGUUCAUAACCAUCAUCAGAAGCAGGAUGGCUCUAACAGCUACACAAGCUUUCUACCUGCUGGUGAACAACAAAAGCCUAGCCAGUAUGUCCUUGACAAUGGCAGAAGUGUACAGGGACUACAAAGAUGAAGAUGGCUUUGUGUAUAUGACCUAUGCUUCCCAGGAGAUGUUUGGAUGCUUAUUACCCACUGCCCAAGGGAAAACUAUGGAAUGCUUUCAGAAAACUUAAGAUUGGGUUAAUAUGCUGCAGCAAAGCAGUUUGCUCUGAAUCAUGCCUGUGACAUGAGCCUCGGAGAUGCUCCUUCCAAUGUGAGCUCUUGAGCUCUGUAGUGGGAGUUAUGACCCAAAAGCUGGCAGGACCAGCUUAAGACAGAAAUGGUGGUACACUUUCCCUAGGUAGUAAUUUGGAUAUAUAUUUUUAUAUUUGAAGACACUGUGGGUUGGGUUUUUUUUUCUUUUGAACUGCACCUCCACUGUUUUACAGUAUCAGUCUUUGUUGUGUAACUGAUUUUUAAGGUUUCCUGAAAGCCUAAGUCUAAGAGUAAAAUAAAGAACCUUUUAUGUAUUCAGUUGAAUGUUAUUUUUAAUCUGGGGAAAGACUGUAAAAAUUUGUCUAGGAGAAGAUCCUAUAAUAAUUCUGGGAAUUUGAGCACAAUGCCUUUUAAAUGAAACAUUGCUUACACAGCUACUCUGAUUUUUUGAAUGGAAUAUCAAAGUUUAAGUUGUGUCACCCAUGAGCAAAACCAUAACUAUGAAUGGUUCAUAUUGGGCUGUGAGAUUAAAUAGAUGUGCCAGAGCACUGUUAAGUUUAACACCUGAAUAAACUGUCAGCUGUUACAGAAAA